AUGGCUGCCGGAAUUGUAAGCUCAGGAAACUUAAGUGCUGCCGAUCUGGAACCGAUUGGUGCUUUUACGCUGGUGGUUCACCCCCCAGUUUCCAGUGCAAUCUGGACUGCCGAUGAAUCCAUAUCAUAUCACUAUCAAUUGAACGCAAAGUGUCAGGACUUUAUCACGCGGUAUCUCGGGAAGAGUCUCCUGAAUGCAGUUCCAGAUGAAUUAAACAACAUGAGAAGCGUCAAUCGCAAACUACUCGACCUGGCAUUCACUUACCCUUUUCUGAUGCACGCUUCUCUUGCCGUGGCAUUCACAUACGACCGGUAUCUCAACCGUCCCUUUGGCUGCCGUCGCAGCUUAGACGAAUGCUAUCACUGGUCUCGAGCCACGACCCUUCUUAACAGACGGCUAGCACAGCCGAUCAGCGCGACUUCAAGAGACAAAGACGCGAUCUGGGGCACUGCUACCGCUCUGGCCAUCCUCUCCUUCGCGUCGCCCGACGCGCGCACGCCAGAAGAGUCCUGGCCCCUGAGACGCUCUGCUGACCGGUCGGACCUGGACUGGCUAUGUAUGAGCAGUGGUAAAAUGGCACUGUGGGACUCUGUCAACCCGCUAAGACCGGACAGUCUAUUCCAUGUGAUGGAAGCAACCUUUGCGCAGAUAAAUGCGCCCUUACCCGAGCGUGGCAUUGACGGUAUACCAGACCCCUUGGCUGGCGUCUGCAGUCUGAACAGCGCGACGACGGCCCAAGAUAAUCCAUACUUUGAGGCCGCUCACGCGGUAUCAGCCAUCCUGGACAUUCCGGACAGCAUAGUUACGACUGGAAAGACUCAGCUCUUUACGCGCUGCAUUCAGGGGCCCUUUGAAGACUUGCUCCGGUAUCACAACCCAGUCGCGCUGUUGCUGCUGUAUUUGUGGUAUGGCAAAGCGAGCUGCGUAUGGUGGAUUGAGCUUAGGGCUAGAGUGGAACGUCCGGCUAUCUGCGAGUACCUGCGCAGAUUCCAUCGAGGCGAUGCUGCAGUACAGGCGUUCCUUCCAUGA
Messenger RNA from Aspergillus nidulans FGSC A4, 1029 nucleotides. RefSeq lists its product as uncharacterized. The coding region runs from base 1 to 1029 and encodes 342 amino acids. NCBI's taxonomy places the organism in Eukaryota, Fungi, Ascomycota, Eurotiomycetes, Eurotiales, Aspergillaceae. The record is from RefSeq and is a predicted model, not a curated record. The transcript has 3 exons.